Molecule: messenger RNA, 980 nt
Organism: Lobosporangium transversale
Lineage: Eukaryota; Fungi; Mortierellomycota; Mortierellomycetes; Mortierellales; Mortierellaceae
Exons: 3
Coding region: 96-764 (222 amino acids)
Source: RefSeq, a predicted model, not a curated record
CCGCUGAGUCCUAAAAAAGCAUCUUUCUCGGUGCUUGAUGUAAGCAUGCCCGUCUAAAUUCAUUGUUAACCGAUCCUGACAACGGAGGGAGACAAAUGAACUUAGACAGAGCGUUUGAUCGCCAUGGCAAUUCGACCCAUUCGCCUUCUCAAUCCAUCCAAACCAUUCGAACGCAGCACUCGCCUGUGUCCUCAUCCUUUCUCCCCCUCACUACUUUCUUCUCUUUCUCUUCUGGAUCCAGUCUUAACGCCGCAGCAUUAGCCGAUACUGCUCUCACGAGCCCCCAGUCAAAUAAAGCUCACUUUUUGAAAAAGCGAAUGUCCCCCCAAGGUGGUGAAAUGACCAGAAAUGAUCGUGUUACUUCUAGAUAUCAGUCUGCAAGAGAGACGACCUCAUAUACGAGUAAUCCCUACUGCAAUGCACCACAAGGUCCUCCAGAAAAAGAAAUCUAUUCAUGUGACACAUUGUCCUUUCCAAACAACUCUUCUACACAACCAAGAGGCGGGCAUUGUUCUCCAGGCCAGACGUCAAAGUCUUUCCUCCAGGUUAAUUUUCGUGACUCUCGCAUUGAAGAAUACAAUGUCAACAAACGCCGGUCGCCUUCAUUUUCUAUCACAGAAAACUGCCCAAUUGACCGCUGGAAAAAUAUCCCCGCAGCUGCGUCGCGAGAGCGCGAGAGCCCUGAACAGACCAAUCAUGGAGCAGUACGAGGUAAGUAUGUAAGAUUAGCUAAUUUUUAUUUAUUUUUGACAAGCCUCAGCUAACAGAACCCUUUACAAUAAUCAGGCUCAUCACACUAUAGACAGGAUAAUAGGCAACCACAGCCCACUCAAGAGAACUGGCAACCACACCAGAACAACUUACUGCCCCAGCAGGACUAUCACUCUGACCUUCAGGUCCAGACAUUGGACAUUUACUGCGAUGGUCAAUGGACCACAGAGUCAUCGACGGACCAGCCUCCGUACUCGCCUUCGGCUCUA